AUGGCAGCGAAUGCUACUGCUGUUCAUAAUGUACGAUCUGGAAGAGCGCCCAACAUCGGUUCUUCGGGCAUCAACUCGGAGAGACCACGGGCCUCUCAUAAUCCCAGCAUGGGUAGUUUCGGUAGCGGCAAGACUAGCUGGAAUAGUACUAUCUGGGGGGAUGGCAGCCUGGGAAACGGUUUCACCGAUGAUCAGCACGUUUCGGACACUGCCUUUGAAGGGAAAUCUGGUUCAGGCUCUUUACUGCCUUCGUCUCAGUCGGAUGGGUGGAAUGGUCGUCCCAAUCUCCCAUGGAGCACUGUCAGUUCCACGUCCUCUUUGUCUAUGGCACCAAGCACCGGUAUUGCCUCUUCGCCUAUCCAAAGCCGUCCGAACGACCGAGGUGCUCCUGUCCUUACAGAGUGUGGUGAGACACCGUCAUAUUUCACUCUCCCUCGGGCUUCUGGCGGAGCUGUGAGCCACAAGGCGUAUUUGAACUCUGGUUCCGAGGCAAUCACACCUGCCACUGAUUCCAUCGCCUUCGGCAGCUUCUCUGGAUUCAAGACUGGAGAAGGCAGACGGCAGAUGAGCUCAUCCUCAUUUGGCACGCCAAUGGGGUCGGGCUUUCAGGUGAAGUCAGGAUUGUCUGCUGCUCUUGACACGCCAACCUCGGAUGAGGUAGCUGCUUCUAUGGCUAUGCCGGCUCUGGCUCACAGUGUCUCCUCCGAUGCUCUUUCCCAGUCCCAGGUUCGCGCUCCUUAUACCCAUCUGGCACAGAAUUCGACCUCCUUUGCCUCCCAGAGACCACCCCACUCCUCCCACUCGUCUUUCCAGUCGGAGAACCAAGCGUUUGAGUCUCGCUACGGCAGCAGCCAGGUGGACCUGAGCGCUGGUCUUAACAAGCUUCAGUUGAAUGAAUGUGGAUUUCCAACUCAGCAAAGACCGUCAUUUCUGGCCCACGCGUCAUCAUAUGAUGCAUCUCUUAACCGUUUGAAACAUCACCAGGGAAUGGAUGACCUCAAUUAUCAGACCGCAGCCAGCUAUGCUGCCGAGAGUUCUUCCGAACUGCCACUUGGAUACAAUCCGAACAGGUCUCAUCUGAGUGACCGUAGCUCAAUGACCUCAACAGACCACACACGCAUGGAUAGCCCGUUCUACCCUUUCAUUGACAGCCCAGUUGCUCAGUAUCGAAAUGCAGGCCGACUUUCGGAAAGCCAAGCAGCAGCCCUGGAGCGGAAACUGCGAGGAUUUCCACAGGAGCAAGAUUACCCCAUUCAAUCCACCAACUCGCUGCCCAGACUCCCUUACCCCCCAGCAUAUGACUUCGCUGGAUACCAAGCUGCACGGUUGAAUGCCCUCUCGGGGUUUUACCCGGUCACGCAGCUCGGUGGUCUAGGGGCCGCUGCAAUGAUGGCAAGGCCCCAUCGUGACCACGACCCUGUCCAGGUUAUCCGUAGUCCCUUGUUGGAGGAGUUCCGGGCUAACAAUAAGGGGAACAAACGAUACGAGCUCAAGGAUAUUUAUAACCAUGUAGUCGAAUUCAGUGGAGAUCAACACGGAUCCCGUUUCAUUCAACAGAAAUUGGAAACCGCCAACAGUGAUGAGAAAGAGCAGGUUUUCCGUGAAAUCCAGCCCAACUCCCUGCAGUUGAUGACAGACGUCUUCGGCAACUAUGUUGUCCAAAAGCUUUUCGAACACGGAAAUCAGUCGCAGAAAAAGAUCCUGGCCAACCAGAUGAAGGGGCAUGUGCUGGCUUUAUCCACCCAGAUGUAUGGGUGCCGGGUGGUCCAAAAGGCACUGGAGCAUAUCCUCACUGAUCAGCAGGCCGCUAUGGUUAAAGAACUUGAGAAUCACGUUCUCAAAUGUGUCAGGGAUCAAAAUGGUAACCAUGUGAUUCAGAAAGCCAUCGAGAGAGUGCCGUCUCAAUAUGUCCAAUUCAUCAUCAACGCAUUCAAGGGUCAGGUGAACCGACUCGCUGCCCAUCCAUAUGGCUGUCGCGUCAUCCAGAGAAUGUUAGAGCACUGUGAAGAGGAGGACCGUGAGUCUAUCUUGGCGGAGCUUCACGCCUGCACUACCAGUCUCAUUCCUGACCAAUUCGGAAAUUAUGUGAUCCAACACGUCAUUGAGAACGGAGAAGAAAAAGAUCGAUCCAGGAUGAUUGAGGUCGUGAUCUCCCAGCUACUUGUUUAUUCCAAGCACAAGUUCGCGAGCAACGUGGUUGAAAAGAGCAUUGAGUUUGGAGAAGAAGGCCAGCGCCAGCAGAUCAUCCAUAUGCUGACUUUCCCAAAUGAGAAAGGAGAAAGUCAGCUUCUGGGGCUGAUGCGCGAUCAAUAUGGGAACUAUGUUAUUCAGAAAGUUCUGGGUCAGCUGAAGGGUGUCGAACGAGAUGCUCUCGUCGAGCAGAUCAAGCCGCUUCUCAGCCAGCUAAAGAAGUUCAGCUACGGGAAACAAAUCGUGGCCAUCGAGAAGCUUAUCUUUGACCAUAAUUCCUCUUCGAGCAAUACUCUACAUAAUAAUAAUGCUUCCUCCUCGACGCCACCUAAUUCUCACAAAUCUUCUCCGCUGCCUGUAAAACGGUCGCUCACGAACUUCGAACAUGGCAGAGCUCCCGUCGUAGGCGGCGCACCUCCCACUCCACCCCCGACAGACAGCCAGAGUCCUGUUGAUUCGAAGGGCCUGGAGAAGGGUUUCGCUAAGAGCAGCGUGACCGCCGUUUCCGAGUCCGAGGUCGACAGCACGGCUUCUACUGUCUCCUUAACUGCCCGUGGAGUGGAAUCUUGA
Molecule: messenger RNA, 2760 nt
Organism: Monascus purpureus
Lineage: Eukaryota; Fungi; Ascomycota; Eurotiomycetes; Eurotiales; Aspergillaceae
Source: the annotation of a GenBank genome assembly